AUGGCGGCGGUUUUGGAGCGGAGCUUCAUAGAAAUAUGUGGAUUUGAGAGGGAAACGCUUCAUAGAUUCCGAGAAAUAACGGUAAACCUAGGUCUCAAUGCGCUUUCCGGCGGGUUCAAGUUCCCUGACAGUGCUGGAGGUUUCCACUAUCAGGAGAGUGGGAAGCUGUUGUCCAUCACUAGCAACAGGUUCAUUCACUGGUCUACAUCAGGGGACACGGUGCAGCUGGUGGAGCAGUCACUGGACACCAACCUGCUGAACAAUGCUGUCAAGAUCAAGUUCACCCACUGCACCUUGCUGCCCGGUGGGGUGACCAUUCACGAGACCAUGAACAAUGUCGUCGUCCUCAUUGUCACCAACCAGAGCGUACACCGUCUGGUGCUGCCUCACCCCACACACAUGUACCGAAGUGAGUUGGUGACAGAGCUCCAGAUGCAGUCCAUCUUCACUGACAUUGGCAAGCUGAGCCUCCAGGACCCUGCCCACAGUGCCAUCAUCCCCACAGUAGCGGGUCAGACUGGCGGUCCCAGCACCUCGACAGCCUGGCUCAGCCACCAGGGAGAGUCUCACUAUGCUGUGGCCUCGCCUGCUGGUGGUAUCCUGGUCAUCACCCUGCCUCCACAUGACACACAAGGGACUGUUUCGGUAGUGGAGUUUAAGAGGAGCACAGUGAUGCAGAAGCUUGCUGGCUGGAUGCCCACAGCUAUCCGUGGGGAGCAGAGCUCUGGGGACCUGGCCCUCAGUCUGGCUGUCAAGGAGCUGGAGGAGGACUCCUUCAUCUUCGCCCUGUGCCAGGAUCACAAACUACGCAUGUGGUCCUUCAGGGAUCAGGCCUGUUUGAUGGAGGCUGAUAUGCUGGAGUACAUGCCAGCCUGUAAAGGGGUGAAGCGAAUGGCAGGUCAGGCCCACAGGCUGCGACUAGCUUUCUCCUCCACCACAGGCCUGUGUCUGGCUGUCUAUCUAGCUGUGCCCCAGAGAGGACAGUUCACGGUGCUGCAGCUGGUCGCCACAGACAACAAUCGCUACAGUUUGGACCACAUCUCCUCCCUCUUCUCCACGCAGGAGUCAUUGGUGGACUUUGUCCUGACCUCCACUGACAUUUGGGGGCUCUGGGUGGAUGACUCCAACACCACUGUGGUCAAAUACAUCAACUUUGAACACAACACAGCCGGCCAGUGGAACCAGGUGUUUGUUCAGCCCCCACCAGAAGAAGAGAUCCACAUAGGAGUAGACCAAGACCCCAGGGAGACCUACCUGGAAGUGCUCUUCUCCCCUCUACGUUUCACCGCAUUUGCAAUAGUCAAGGCUCUGCAGAUCUACAGAAGAGGCACAGAGAAAGUUGUUGACUUACCCUGGGAAACCCUGAAGAAGGAGGUGACGCUAGCAGUAGAAAACGAGCUGCAGAGCAGUGUGACCGAGUUUGAGUUCUCUCAGGAGGAGUACCGGCAGCUGCAGGUGGAAUUCUGGUCUAAAUUUUACGCCUGUUGCCUGCAGUACCAAGAGGCCCUGGCCAUGCCACUAGGCCUGACAGUCAACCCACACACCACCAUGGUUUGCCUGCUCAAGAAGGGCUUUGUGUCCUACCUGCUCCCCUGUUUCGCUGUGGACCACCUGUACCUCUCCUAUGACGACUACCUUUUCUCAGAGGAUGAAACGCCAAUAGCUGAAGACCCCGAGGUUGGCCGGGAUAUUCUGCAGCUGGUUCAGUGUCUGCGGCUGGUAAGCGACGCCGUGUCGGGAGACAUGGCCUAUGAGAUGGAGAAGGCACUGGAACAUCUUCAGUCACCAGAGAGGGCUGCAGAGCUGGUCCUGGAGAACAUGCUGGCUAAUGACACCGACAAUGUGAUUGAGGACAUCCAGAACAAGCUUCAGGACAUCCGAAACCCCACAGCAGCCAUGAUUGUCCUGCUUAGAGAGAUGGACCUGGAGACAGACUCAGAGACCGGGGGGGAGGUGCUCCUCACACCAGGCCAGAGCCUGAAUGUGCGGAUCAACCUGUCCCAGCUGUACAGCAGCAGUGCAGCCGUUAUGGUGGUGUGUCAGGCUGUCUGCCAGGUCGCCAUGACCCGAGCGCUGUUCUGCCGAGAUCUGCUCAUACUGCAGAAGCUCUACCUCCGCCUGGGAGACAAUGUAUUCCUAGGUGGGGGGGCCCAGCUGCUGCAACUCCAGCAAGACCUGAUCCCCCGGAGCUCCCACCUCCUAUCCUCAUACCACCUCCUCAAACACAUCAGCCAGAGCCUGGCCUCCUCCAUUCCCAUGGACACCAUAGACGCCAACCUGCAGCACCUGUCAGUCUUGGAACUUAACGACUCCCCAGCCCUGGCCACCAACAGAUCAGUCCUUAGUCCGCAGACAGUUGUGGAGCUCUUCUACCAGACCGUAGCCAGGAAGGCCAUCAUCUCCCAGAUCUAUAACCAACAGCAGAGCCCCUCCCCAGGAAGUGCUGUGCCCCACUGGCCCCAAAUGGUCUCCAGUGUGGUCAACCUGCUAGCCCAGUUUCUUUGGCCGAACAACCCUGGCUUCCAGUUCCCUGAGUGUCUGAUGGCCAACUGCCAGUACACACAGCUACAGGAGUAUGUGAGGCUGAUCGGCCCUUGGUGUCAGGUGAAUGUUGGUUCCUGCUGUUUCAUGCUGGGUCAGUGUUACUUGGCCAACGGAGAGGGGCAGAAGGCUCUGCAGUCCUUCCAGGAGGCAGCGACUGAAGUAGAGAAGGAGGAGUUUCUGAUGAGAUUGACGAGCACUGAGGAGGAAGAGGCUGCUGCCAUCCCCCGGUUACAGUACUAUCACAAGGUUCUGCGGUUGCUAGAGGAUGUGGAGCUACCGGAGCUGGUAAUCCAGCUGGCCACACUGGCCAUAACCGAGGCUGUCAGCGAUGUCAGGAGUCAGGCCGCCCUGUGGACACGCAUCUUCAAACAUCACCUAGAGUUGGGCCACAAUAGCCAGGCCUACGAGGCCCUCACCCAGAACCCUGACUCCAGCAGGCAGCUGGACUGUCUGCGGCAGCUUGUUGUGGUUCUGUGUGAGCGCUCCCAACUGCAGGACCUGGUCCAGUUCUCCUAUGUUAACCUGCACGAUGAGGUGGUCAGUAUCAUAGAGUCUCGGGCCAGAGCUGUGGACCUGCUGUCACACAACUACUAUGAGCUGCUCUACGCCUUCCAUAUCAACAGACACAAUUACAGGAAAGCUGGCACGGUGAUGUUUGAGUUUGGCAUGCGUCUGGGCAGAGAGGUGCGGACCCAGCGAGGCCUCCAGAAGCAGGUCAACUGUUACCUGGCCGCCCUCAGCUGUCUCCGCCUCAUCAGGCCAGAGUACGCCUGGAUCGUCCAGCCCACCUCAGGGGCUGUGUACGAGCGGCCAGGCACAUCACCCAAGAGGAACUAUGAUGGAGAGGUCACUCUUGAUCCAGUCAAACGUCAGGUGGACAUUCUGGAGCUGAAAGACUUGGAGAAGGAGUACAUCCUGGCCCGCAGCCGGCUCACCCUGGCCCAGCACCACCCACCCUCUGCUGCCAUCGCAGGCAGUGCCUCUGCUGUAGAGAUGGUGUCUCUCUUGGUCCAAACAGGGCUGUUUGACUGUGCCCUCUCGCUCUGCCAAACCUUCAAACUCCCCUUCACACCUGUCUUUGAGGGCCUGGCCUUUAAAUGUAUCAAGCUUCAGUACGGUGGAGAGGAGUGUCAAAAUGAGGCCUGGAACUGGUUGGCUGCUAACCAGCUGUCAACUGUCAUCACCACCAAAGAAUCAAGUGCCACAGAUGAAGCCUGGAGACUCCUGGCCUCCUACCUGGAGAGCCAUGCAUCGCCCAGUGCUCAGUAUCACCGCUGUGUCAUCAACAAGCUGCUGUCCCAUGGCGUUCCCUUACCUGACUGGCUGAUCAAUGCCUACAAGGGAGUGGAUGCAGCAGCUCUCCUCCGGCUCUACUUGAACUAUGACCUCCUGGAUGCAGCAGCUGAACUGGUACUGGAGUACGUGGACGCUCUGCUGGGGAAGGGCCACCAGUACUUUGGAAUCGAGAUGCCUCUCUCAGCCACGGCACCGCUAGUAUGGCUACCGUACACUGCCAUAGACCAGCUGCUCCAGUCACUGAACGAAACACAGACCAACGCCAGCGUCUUGAACAAACUGCGAGACAAGCUGGAUGACUACCACAAACUGGUGGCACAGACAACGAGGCGAAGAGUCCUGGCUCAGUAGAUCCAGUUCUGGGUCUGCUGAUGUCCCUGAAGGUCGCCCCCCCCCCCCCCCCAAAAAAAAAACAGACUUCUGCGCCACACACCAGGAAUAAAUUGGAAGAUUUAAAAUAUUUUUGUACUGUUAAAUUAAAAAUGAUUUGUAUCAAUUUUACAUUUUUUUCCCAUUGGAAAUUGGUGUGCAUUUGAUCCGAGGACUCUGUGUAAAAUACUCGGAAGAUUGGUCUUGUUUUACCUCCAUAAGGCGCUUAAGUAUAAUGUAAAUAUUGUCUGUGUCUGCAUAUUGGGUUGAAAUAGCAAAAGAUUUCUUCCCAAUGUGUAUUUUUUUAGUACAUUAUCAAUAUUGCUUUUUUUUUGUACUGCCUGUGUCAUAUUUUACCAUGAGGUUGUUUGUAAAUUGUGAUACAAUAAAGUCUUUUCAAAUCCU
Lampris incognitus (smalleye Pacific opah) is the source of this 4614-nucleotide messenger RNA. RefSeq names its product nucleoporin 160 (gene nup160). Gene Ontology annotation, cellular component: nuclear pore. The coding region runs from base 1 to 4191 and encodes 1396 amino acids. Gene Ontology annotation, molecular function: structural constituent of nuclear pore. The transcript has 34 exons. The record is from RefSeq and is a predicted model, not a curated record. NCBI's taxonomy places the organism in Eukaryota, Metazoa, Chordata, Actinopteri, Lampriformes, Lampridae.